AUGCGAACCAUGAUGAAGAGUCUUCCCAUGAUGAUGAUGGAUUGGAAUGAAAAUCCUCUCAAUACUUGUCCAUUACCUUCCAUUGAACACUUGUAUCUAUCUUCUGUAUAUUCAGAAAUGCCAUCCAUGUUCACAACAUCAACACCACCACCCCAUGAUUCUGAUCGAGAAUAUUUAUCCAAGCUGACUUUUAAACCACCACCGCCACUUCCAACAACAUCCAUAUCCUCACGACAUGACUUUAAUCAUAACAAUUCUUACUGUAACCAUAACUAUAACUAUGGACAUUGUCAUUUACCGACCAAGAGCUCUUCCAUGAUGAUGAUGAGUAAUACCUUGUUACAAGGUGUUGAACAUGUUUUGGAGGAGCAUGUUGCUUGUUACUCUCCUUCUUCUUCUCUUGAAAGAUAUUCUCCGUGUUCCAUGAGUACUCCUCCUCCUCCUCAUGAUUACCAAAAACAGAAACAACAAUGUGAACAACGACGACGACAUCCUCCACGAGCACUAGUACUUUCCAUGUAUAAGAAGGAUCAAAACCAAUUGCAAUCUUCCCCACACAGGACACCAUGUAUCUCUCAUCCAUAUACGGAUUAUGAUCACCACAACUACUUCCUUAAUGAUCGAUCGAGCUCAUCUUCUCUGGUGUUAUCGACGUUUUCAUCUUCUUCCUCAAAUCAUGAUCAUAACCAACAACAUUUGAAUGUGGUCGUCGAUCAUCAACACACGAGAGAAGAUUUACCACCACGAAUGAAUCCAAUGAACUCUAUGGUCAGAGAUUCGCCAUCCUCCACCUCGUCCUCGUCGUCCUCUGCGACGUCGGCAUGUGAAAUCAAUCAAACAAACAAUUCCACAUCAUUCCAUGAACCAUCUCUGGGAUCAAACAUGUCGUCUCAAAACUCUACCACUUCAACCCUCCUUAGAAAAACAACUUGUAAAUCACCAUCCAAAGACACUUCCUCGAAAGAAUCCACAUCUCACGAAUAUCAUCAACAAGAAGAUGAUGAUUCUGAAACAAAACUUUCACCUCAAUACUCGAAACAAAAAAUUGGAAAACUGAGAUUAAAAACAUCUGCAACGAAAAGUAUUGCCACUCAAAACAAGAAUGGUCACAAUAAGGGAUGGUGGACGGAGGAGGAACAUGAACGGUUUCUUCAAGGAUUGAAAGAAUGUGGUAAUAAUUGGAAAUUGAUUGCAGAGAAGUAUGUCAAGAGUCGUUCGAGGACGCAAGUAGCAAGUCAUGGACAGAAAUGGAGACAAUCUUGUGAGCUGCAAGAUGGAGCUCAGAAUUCUGUUGAAUUGUUGCAGGAGAAUUGUUGA
Naegleria lovaniensis is the source of this 1317-nucleotide messenger RNA. RefSeq lists its product as uncharacterized. The coding region runs from base 1 to 1317 and encodes 438 amino acids. The transcript has a single exon. Lineage: Eukaryota; Heterolobosea; Eutetramitea; Acrasida; Naegleriidae. The record is from RefSeq and is a predicted model, not a curated record. Gene Ontology annotation, molecular function: DNA binding.